Nymphaea colorata (pocket water lily) is the source of this 3329-nucleotide messenger RNA. Its product is annotated as F-box/kelch-repeat protein OR23. NCBI's taxonomy places the organism in Eukaryota, Viridiplantae, Streptophyta, Magnoliopsida, Nymphaeales, Nymphaeaceae. Bases 201 to 1430 code for a protein of 409 amino acids. The transcript has 2 exons. The record is from RefSeq and is a predicted model, not a curated record. Gene Ontology annotation, molecular function: protein binding.
UGCAACGUCUGGCACUUCAUCCCUGACGAAGAAGAAGGAGAAGAAGAAGAAGCAGAAGGAGAAGGAGAAACCUUAGUAGACAAAAGGAGGGAAGAAGAAGAAGGAAAAACUUUAGUAGAUAAAAGGAGGAGGGAAGAAGAAUUUGGGUACUGUAUUGGAUUGAGAAGGAGUUCCCUGAAUCGGAAUUCCGGACGUAGGUAAUGGAGAAAAAGACGGAAUUCUUGCCGGCGGAGGCGGAGAAGAAAGCGGCUAUUUCGUUGAAGGCGUCGUCGACGGCUUGGCCGGACGGAGACCCGUCCCUUGACCUGAUAAUCCCUGGGCUGCCGAAUGACCUCGCUUUUCUCUGCCUCGCCUUCCUACCCUUCUCCCACUACAACCGCCUCAAGCCGACAUCCAAGGCCUGGCGCUCCGCGCUGUCCUCCAAGUUCCUCUUCGACCUCCGUCGAGAAUGGCGGCGAACCGAGGAGUUCCUUUGCGUAUUCCCUUCCGACCCGUCGCUCUCCACCGGGGCGCUUUUCGACCCGCGCUUCCUCCUCUGGUCUCUCCUCCCACCCAUGCCCUGCCACCCUCACCGCUUUGACCUGUCCAAUUUCGUCUGCGCAUCCGCCGGUUCCUCCCUUUUCGUCCUCGGUGGGUCCUUCUUCGAUGCUCGAUCCUAUCCCCUUGGCGUCCCGCUUCCUUCCUCUGCCGUUUUCAGCCUCAGUCUUCCUGAUUUCUCGUGGCAGCCGAGAUCGCCUAUGCUAAACGGUCGUGCUGGUUUCGCCUGUGCGACUCGGCCUAGUGCCGAUGGAAGAACCUGCAUUUUCGUGGCCGGUGGCGGGUCGAGGCAUUUGGAAUUGGGGGUUGGUGGGCUGAGAAUCGGGGCCGUCGAGUGGUAUGACGUGGAGAAGGACGAGUGGUUCGCGAUGGAUGAGCAAUUGCCUGACGUUAGGGCGGGGUGCGUGGGUUUUUUCUUGGGGGAGGAUGAGUUCUGGGUAAUGGGUGGUUAUGGGGAUUGCCGGACGGUGUCCGGGGUUUUUCCGGUGGAUGAUUAUUACCGUGACGGCGCUGUGCUCGGACUGAAGCGUGGGCAGUGGCGGUCGAUCGAGCCUAUGUGGGAAGAAGGGGAGCGAUGGCGUCUCGGUAGCAUCGUGGUAGUGGAAGGUGAAUGCGGGGAAGCUCCAGAAAUUUUUAUGCUCGAGGAGAGCACAAUUUUCAGACCAUCAAAGGAGAGGAGCAAAAAGGGGGACGAUGGGAGAUGGAAGUGGCUACCACUAACGUUCUUUUAUUCCCUUUUGAUUUUAUUGCCUCAAAAACUCCUCAAAUGCUGUUUUAGGAAAUUCUGCUUUCGUAACCGUUUAGUUUCUGCCAUGACUCUCCGUAAAUAUGGUAGCAGCCUCCGCCGGUCAGGAAACAUAUUCCGUUCUUCAUUGCUUGCUUUUUUCAUGUGAGAGGCACAGGCCGUUGUGCAUUUUGCCGUGUCGUUGCAUACUUCAUAAUUUUACGGCACAAAUUCUUUGUGUCAUUGAGGUCCAGCCUCCACUCUGGCCCACCUUGCAUCUGCUUAUUUGUCCUUUUUUGGCUUGCCUUGACUUUUUGAGUUAGGAAUCUAUGAGAUUUCUGAGUAUGCAAUAGUAAAAGAAAAGGACCCUGAAGACUGGCACUAACCGGUUUAGUUAUGAUGCUGCUGAGUGACUGCACUCGAUCCCAGGUGCCUGCUAACGCACCUUGGAUGGCUAUAAGAAGCUCCAGUUUUGAUCCCUAAUUAGAAAAGAAGAGAGGUGCACUUUAGGGUGGGAAUGUUUGGUCUUAUAGCUUUGUGGCGUUCUGUUGUUUAGGUUCUAACAUAUUACCUUGUUAUGUAGCCUUCUCAUGUAGCUGCAACUUCAUUUGUGACUUUUCCUUUUUUCGAUUACAAUUUUUCUCUUCUCUCGCAUUCCCAAAGAUUUUACUGUUCAUUGGAGUUUGAUUUAAUACCACUUGGAUGUCGCUAUCUUGAAUUUUUCAGUUAGGUUGAGAGCGGUGUGACGUUUGUUGUUAAAUAUUGUAAUGUUUUGUCUGAAAAGUUAUUAGUGGACUUCUAGAUAGCUCCCGGAAAAUGAACAGCUGCGGUCUACAGACACGCGAUAGAUGAGUUCCACUAAAAAAUUGAUCAUCAUGAAAUUUACUGUAUCUUUUGCUUGGGAACAUGGUAUGUACUUAGGACUUCUUUCGUUUGAUCAUAUGUGAUCUUAAGAAGGACCAUUGUAACAUUCCACUAGAUUGAAGAAGAGACUUUUGGUAACAAUUGGACAGCUAGGAAGGUUGAUGGUGAUGGUUUUGUAGUUUUUAUUGUUGGAGGGGAGUAUAGCAACUUUUGGAGGGACCAAGUUUGAAGAUCCUGUGGUAGUCUGUCCUGCUUCAGUUGAGUUGCAUGUGCGAUCAAGGAAGAAUCUUAAUUGGCUGACUGUUUCUCAUUUUUGAUCCCUUUGAAAUAUUAUGUGGUUUCUGUGGUUUCACAUGUUUUGUCUUUUUUCUCCACUUGAUAACUCCUUAUCACAUGGUUCUUGUUCUCAAAAGAAAAAAGGGUUUUUUACUUUAAUAAAGAAAAAUCAUUCUUUUCUUGACCUUUAUCUGUUCUCCCCUUUCUGUUGCCAUCUGCUAGCAAUAUUAAUAUGAGAAUCACUCAGAUUCAUCUUUCCCUGCAAACCCAGCUAAACUACUGUUAGUACGAAAUCACGUGUUAUUUGUAUCAUUACAAAGUAUUUUGGUAUUCUGGAUUAUAAUUUCUCCCUACCAUGUGGAAGGUGUAAGUGAACCGAAAUGGUGCUCAUCAAAUGAAUAUAUCACAAAAUAAAUUAUCUUAUCAUUGCAAGUGAUACUGUCGUAGUGCAUAUAUUCAAUUUUGUUGUCCGGAACUGGAUAUUGGUUACAUUAUAUAUGCUAUAUUUGGAAUUUCCAGGAUAAGCUUCAUGAACAUUAUUUUAGCUCCUUGAGAAUAUUGGGAACUUCUAUGGAUCUUGUAAAUGGGUCUCUCUUUUAGGUGCUGUGGUUCCUCUAUAGAACCCAAAGUGGUUGAGGAUUUUAGUCCCAGAUAAUUGAAUUCAAUUGAACCAUAGUCUCAAAAAACAGUUUUGUUUUUUUAAAAAGUCUUAAAAAUGCAAAAAUCGGCGUGAUUUUUAUGUUGGCUUCUCAAAAAAAGUGUUUCUUGCAUAGCAGGUCUGAAGUUUAAAUCCCAUUACCAUGGCAAGACAACCCUGGCUGCACGUUGCACGUACUUUGAUCUGUUGAUUAAGUUGUGUCAUGUCCAGUUCUGCUUUCUGUUCUUGUAUCACCGGAAUCUGAUGAGUACCUUGAAAUCAUCUUCUCGA